CAGAUUUGUUGCAACCCAAACGACCCAAACCUCCUCAUCUUACUCGGAAACCAAACGUACCGAAUGCUCGCAUCGUUCGAAAACGUUUGGCGCCAAUUUGGUUUCGCAAAAGCCGAAGGUGUUAACUUCACAUCCGGAUCUUGGUUAUCUCAAGACCGUUUUCUCGCGGGAACUUCGGACGGGCGCAUAAUGACCAUCGAAAGUGGCGAGCUCAAAGCGAUACACAUCGCGUACGACACCCCUUUAUUCAACUACAAAUUCGAGGAUGACGCCGAAGCGGGCGAUUUAACAAAUUUGUUAGAUAACUCUUUGAUGGCCAUAGCAGGCGAAGAUAACCAAGUAAAAUCGAUGUUUGUCUUCUCGAAAGGGUUUGCUUACGCUUGCGGGGUCGGAAUGGUUUAUUUAUACGAAAAGGAAACCCCGCAUCGUUACAGAAGACGAAACGUUUUUAAAGUACCCGAUCGAAACGUCGUUCGAGAAGACGAUGACCCAACCGUUGAUGGUGCUUUAAACCAUAUUAAUCAUUUGGGGGUGAAUUUAUCUGAAGAUAGGUUAUUAGCGACGUGUAAAGAGAAUCAAAUGUAUACGGUGAGGUUAUGGGGGCCCGAUAUAGUUGCGCAACCUGAAAUUAUGUUUCAAGAACAAGGGAUGAAUUUGCAUCAUGGUGGAAUUGGUUCGAUUGCGGUGUGUAAAUGGAAGCCGAUUUUUAUGACUUCGGGAACUUGGGACCGAACCAUACGCAUUUGGAACUUUGAAUCGGAAACUUUAGAAUUAGUUAAAACUUAUUUAGAAGAAAUCCACGGUUUAGCUUUGCACCCAACGGGGUUAUACGCCGUGGUCGGAUUCUCCGACAAACUCCGAUUCUUAACAAUCCUUUUAGACGAUCUCGAAAUGACCCGAGAAUUCUCUGUAAGGAAUUGUAAAUUAGUAUCUUUUAGUAAUUUGGGUCAUAUUUUUGCGGCUGCUAACGGAAAUAUAAUUCAAGUGUACUCGUCGGUUUCGUUCGAGCAUAUGUUUAAUUUGAAAGGUCAUAACGGAAGGGUUACCGGGUUCUCUUGGGUUCACGACGAUUAUAAAUUGUGUUCGUGCGGGGCCGAAGGGGCAGUUUACGAAUGGCAAAUCUCGACGACGCGGAGAAUCAGCGAGACGAUCGUGAAAUCGUGUCAAUUUGCGGAUGCCAAUACCACGGGCGAUGGAAAAUCGGUUUUUGCGGUUGGCUCAGACGGCAGAAUUAGGGAGAUUAUGAACUGUAAUAUUCAAAGGGAUGUUUCUGUAACGCAGACGGCUUUGACCAAAGUGGUACUUUCCAAUUCGAAUUUAAUGUUGUUCGUGGCUGGAAUUAAUGGAGUCGUUUAUUCGGUUAAAAUUCCGAUUAUGGAUACAGCUGAAUGUAUUGAGUUUGUCGUACAUCCAACUGCAAUAAGUCAUGUAAGUUUUUUUUUACUUAUACACACACUUUUUAUAUGAUUAAAACCUCUCCUUAUGUGA
Messenger RNA from Onthophagus taurus, 1488 nucleotides. The record is from RefSeq and is a predicted model, not a curated record. Lineage: Eukaryota; Metazoa; Arthropoda; Insecta; Coleoptera; Scarabaeidae.